Dreissena polymorpha is the source of this 11971-nucleotide messenger RNA. RefSeq lists its product as uncharacterized. Gene Ontology annotation, biological process: signal transduction. Gene Ontology annotation, molecular function: protein binding. The record is from RefSeq and is a predicted model, not a curated record. NCBI's taxonomy places the organism in Eukaryota, Metazoa, Mollusca, Bivalvia, Myida, Dreissenidae. The transcript has 3 exons. The coding region runs from base 192 to 3020 and encodes 942 amino acids.
AACUGCACAGGAAAAUAACGAAACAUAAAUCGUCAAUAUAAUGGGUUUUAUUAAUCGCAAAACUGCAUUUAUAUAAAAAAUAGUAUGUGAUCAUUGAUUUGGGACUUAGAAUAAAACAGAUGUAGUCAGGGAAAACUAAUGACGAUACUUUGAUGACGAUACUUUGGCACUGAUGGCGAAGAGAAGUUUAAAUGAUAUGCUACAUUAUUGUUAAAGUAAUGGACGACCAAGACGAAAUUUCAACUCUGGGAAUUGAUCCAGAAGCGCUUGAAAGUGCUCGCGUGUUACAGUCAGUGGCAAAAGAGAUAUCAAAUGAUGAAGAAAAGACUUCUCAAUUAAGAUUAAUUGUUGAGACAAUAGCAAAUGAAUCAAUUCUCGAAGAAAGGGAUUACCUGGUUUUGACAGGCAAGACGAGAGAGUUUGUUAAUAGUCUAGGGUUUACGUCCCCGUUUUCUGUAAGUAAGACCAAAGAUAUCAUUAACAUACUGCUCUUAAUGUGGAAUCAUACAAAUGUUACCAGAUAUGUUAUGAAGAGUGUUUACAAUGUAAAUAUCGCUUCGACAGCAGAUGAGAUGAUAGAUCAGUUUCCGAGUGAUCUUAAACAGCUGGAUGCCGAGUCUGCUGAAAUUUUUGCCAAAGCUCUUAAAGACGGCUCCGAAAAUGUAAGGAAUAUCCGCCUUAUGGUCGUUGGCAUGUAUGGUGUGGGGAAAACGUCACUUGUAAAAAAUCUGAUCAAAGACUUAAGGGACGAAAAUUUAAAAAUUGAGAGCACUGAAGUCAUUGAACUGCGCAGGUGUCAGCUGAUGGAAAAUGGUGACUGGUGCUUGGACAAAUACCAAAAAGAAGCAAAAUAUAAGUGUAGGUAUCAAGACGCUUUGAAGAAAGUCAUUGAACAGCCGACAAGCAUGGAUGAAUCUUCAAAUGUACCGUCUAUCUUAGACGCACCACCUGCUGAACCUGAAGUCAACGAUUCGGUUCCUGUGCAACCAACACCUCCAUUGGAAGAAAUAAAGAAACAUGUCGUAGAACGUAAAGACGAUGAGGAAAUGAAAGGCAUAAUUAAUCUUUUUGCGAAGGCACCUGAGACUAGUGAGGAUAUUACCAUCAAUAUACCUGCUCCUGUUGAAACAGGAAUCACUGUAUCUGUUUGGGAUUUUGCAGGUCAGACACUGUACUAUUCUACCCAUCAGUUCUUCCUGAAUAAGAGGUCUAUAUAUCUUGUUCUAAUGGACAUGACUAAAAAGUUGGAUGACUGUAUAGAAGAAGAUGAAACAAGUGGAAUAUGGUGUGGUUUGAGUGAAAAAUGUACAUAUUUGGAUGUAUUUAAGUUUUGGCUGAAUGCAAUCCACAUGUACAGCGGCUAUAGGUCAAUGACAGGAAACAUUAAACCAACUGUGAUUUUAGUUGGUACUCAUAAAGAUAAAAUGAAGGGUUCUGACGAGGAGAAAGAUGUCAAGAAAGAUAAGUAUUUUGAAAAAGCACUAAAAGCAUUUGCACGUACAACGAUCUUGCGGCAUAUUCAUAAGAAAAAAUACUUGGUGAAUAAUUUAACUUCUGAUGAUCCUGUUUUUAAACAGAUACGGAAAGAAAUUCGACGUCUGGCAGAGAAGCAGGAGUUUUGGAAUGAAAAAUAUCCUGUAAGAUGGAUCCAGAUGGAACAGUCUCUUGACAAAUUGAGAGACAACAAAAAGGAACUGCUACAGAAAAAUGAAAUUAAUGCCGAAAAUCAUUCAAAUAUACUGGAAGUUAGUGAAAAGGAACUCGAUUUGUUCUUGGACAUUCAACAUAGGCAUGGAAAUAUUUUGUAUUUCAACACGGAUCAACUGAAGCAUUUGGUUGUUCUUGCCCCGCAAUGGAUCAUUGAGGUAUUCAAGUGUUUUAUCAAUCAUGUAAAAAAUAAAGAUCCUAAAUUAAGUUUACAAUGGAGCGAAUAUGAGGACAAUGCUAUUCUCAAGCCAGAGGUUUUCAAUGAAAUUAUGGACAAUGCUCUACCAAAUAUAAAAGAAAAUAGAAAACACAUCAUGAUGUACAUGGAGCAACUAGAUGUAAUGGCAAAACCCUUAAAACCUGAAGAAGCAAACGAAACCAAUGCUUUUGAAGAACAUGAACAGGAAACUGUUGAUGCAGUUGAAUACUUGAAUGUCAACUUUUUAGAUUUCCAUAUUGUUCCGUGUCGUCUGAAGAACCCACCACCUCCCAUAGUCAACUUUACUUCGCCGGAACAUUGCAAGAAAACUCCAGUUUUAUGCUUUGUGUUCGUUGAUAAUUUCAUGCCACCAUCUUUUUUCCACAGACUUGUUGCUGUGUGUAUUCGCACUUGGCCUAUCAGCCAACAAAAAGGACAAUACCUGUUGUACAAUGGACUUGCAGUGUUUGAUAUUUUUCUGACAACCUAUCGUUUGACAAUCUGGUACAAAGAUCACAUUAUUUAUGCACGAAUUACAUCUUGUUCGAAGGACCCUAUGUUUGAAUUUGAUUUUAAGUUGUGCGAUGGUGUUAGACGCAAACUCAGACAGAGUUUGGACAAUUUUGUUGCUCAAUCACUGGAGAACCCCUGGACUGCUAGAAAAUUGGAUGAGAACAUCCAAUGCCCAUACAUGAAAGAGUCUAAGUACAAUGAAGGUUUGCUCAGGGUGAAGGCAUUCGUUUAUGAACGUGAAUUGUCUUGUACGGCAUGUACGCAACAGCAUGCGGUAGGAAGGGGAGAGGCGAUGAAGGACUGGUUCAAUGAGGCAUUAUAUCAAUGGCAAAACGAGGAUGAUUUAAAUAGACCAGUUGAGGAGAGUGAUCUCUCCAGUGCAGCCAAGUUGAUCGGUAAAGAAUACUGGAUGUUGGGCAUUGAACUGGGAUUGACCGAUGAGGUAAUGGAACGACUUUAUUAUGAUAUAAUAAAGGAAGGCAAUAGGGAUCGAAGUACGUUUGUGUUUAGAUACAUGGUGAUGUGGAAGGACAAGGACGGAAAUACUGCAACACUGCAACGUCUAAAAAGAGCCAUUCAGGCUGCUCGUCUAAAUCACUAAAAUGAUUAUGUUUCCACAGCAAGCUUGUAAACAACGUAUUACUCGCGUUAUGUUUGUUUCUUUUAAUUGGGAAGAAGGAUUAAUCAAAAUUACCGUGCAACAUCAGAGUUCAGUUAGGAAUUGCAUAGUUUUGUUUUCUGACGGUCUUUAGUAUCACACAUCAUAUAUAUUAGUGACACGCAUGAUACUUCUCGUGUCAAUAGAUUAACUGUGAUGUUUGCCUGUCAUUGUUAAUUAAGUAAUUAAUUCUUAACCUUGUUUCUUAAAUGCAGGAGUAUAAAUAAAUUGGAGCUCAUAAGCCAUAGGCCCUUAUUUCUAAUUUCUACUGGGCAAGUCUUUUUUGUAAAAAAAACUACCUAUUCAAGUCAUUUUACCACUAUGUAAUUUGGUAUCCCAGGAGUUUACUUGCGUGUGUUUUAUAUAUUUCAUUUGAUUUAUAAAACCGCAUUCUCCUGCUAUCGUUAACUGAAGGUGCAACUAGUGUUUGCAUCGCUGUGUGUUUUUCCUCAAUCUUUACAAUAUCACAAAAUGAAUUGAAUGUAUAUUAUUUUUCCAUUGUUUUCUGCAACGGACAAGUACAUUUAAUUUGGAAAAUAAUUCAACCAAAACAUAUAAAGAAUGUUUCAAACUAAAGUAAUUCCAUAUUUUAUUAUAGAUUUAAACUCUGUAUAAUAUGCCACUAAACGUGUGUUUACGUAUAUUUUCUUUUAAUAAGCUUGUGCAGUUGUUGAGUAUUUUUCAUAUCCUUAUCUUUUAAGCAAAGUGAAUUAAUUGAAAAUGUUCAUUUAGCUAUAAAUUGUACAUACAUGUUUAUAUGUACGUCAUUAUCAGUAUGCAUUUUUUAUCAAAUUGAUUUUUGUUUUAAAUAUAUAACUAAAAGGUUUUGUUGUUUUAAUGAAAAGGACAUUGUUGAAGCUAUAUAUUGGAAUUUGGGACUUUUGCACUAGAGUUUUUUUUCGAAAUAAUAGUUCCCAUGACAUCUAAUUACUUACUGCCUGGUUAUAAAAUUUAGCGUUAAUCAUAAAAUGUUUAUUGAUAUCAAUUGUUGUUGGGUAACAUUUUUAAAUAAACGUGUACAUGUGGUUUUUUGUAAAUUUAUAAAAUUUUGUUUUUUUGUAGCUUUUUUAUAUGUUUUACAAAUAUUCAGUUUUGUUGAUGUUGCCUAUAUCUUGCAGUAAGCAAGAGACCCUAAUGGACUGUUUGAUUCCGAUAUAAAGAAUUUUGUUGCUAAGUGGAUUUAUUGAAUUGUGUGUGCUUUGUUUAAUGUCUGCAACACAGAGCCUAUAUUCUAAAACUGGCGCAUUGGCAAUGCCAUUAGUCAUAUGUAUGGUUAUAUGGAAAAUACUGGUAGAACAUGCAUAAUAAGCAGACAUAUAUUUUGAAGUUUAAUUUAUGGAUCUGUAAGGAAAAUACUCUAAAUAAUAUAUUCGAUGUAUAUAUAGAACUGCUACAAAUGGCACAAUUCCUGCACAACGCCAUGGCCUGACAAUAGCGAAAAGUACGGUUCAAAAAUGAAUAAUUAUGCAAAAGGACUGUAUAGUAACUGCCCAAACAUUGUUUUCCUGAAAAUAAGUUGACAGCAGUUGAUGACAAACAGUGAAAAAAAUCUGACUCUACAACAGGUCGGCCAAUCCCCUUGGUACAUAUUGUUCUAUGAUUUAAUAUUUACAGAGACGUUAAGCAAAUUUGACCUUUUUGUAUAAUCCAUAGACAAUAAAUGAAUGAAGAUAAACAAUUUUAAUGUGUGUAAGAACACCCUAAAUAGUUGUCGGGUAGUGUAAAGUUCAACGUGAUUUGCUGGAUAUUUACUGCAGGAAACAUCUAAUCAAUGAACACCCGUUCAAAAGCACAUGUAUUAAAGUAUCCAAAUUACAAGGCAAAUAUAGCUUUUUGAAAAUAGAAACAAAAACAUAUUUACAAAUUUCUAUUUAAGAACGCACACUCAAUAUCGGAUAAGUUCUAUGAAAUUACGAACAGUACCUUGGUAAGGCAUACAUACCAACAAAAACGCUGAAUUUCAAAACAACGUAAAACAUGUCUUAUAGAAUUUUUAGUUUUAAUCAUUGAUCACAUGUGCCCAAAUAAGGACUUAUGAUCGUUUUGAAUGAAACUUUAUGUCUUAAUUUGAUGACAAGCUAGUAGUUUAUUUGCCGAAUGUAUGAUUUUCUAAUAGGUAAAUGUAUUUGAUAUUGUUAUACAGUGUUUUUUGUGUAUUGUUGCUUUUUGAAGAAAAUAGUUUGGCAUAGUUCAGACAAUAGCGUUAUGGUGGAAAUUUGACACUUUUAUAUUUUUAUGUUAUAUAUUGGGUAUUUUUGAUUUAGGUCUGUAUGUUUUAGCAGUAUAGAGUUAAACAAGUUGGAACGAAAUGAGUAUGUUUUGGUCAAUAUAGUAAUUAAACGCAUGAUGUUUUAAAUUGCUUAUUUAAUUCGAUAAUAUUGUAUUAUUAUCCAUGUCUAAUAUUCAAAGAUAUCUUGAUGUUUGCAAUUUAAAAAAGUUUGACCAUACAUGUGUUUAAAUAAGGAAUGGGUUUGCAUUAUUUUGUGUUUUCAGUAAAAAUUAAUUGUACAAUCAUCACUAAUUUUACAUUUAACUGGACGUGUCUUUGUUUGUUACAAUAAUUGAGAUACCUUGAAGUGAGCUGAAUAUGAUAUGUAGCGAAAUAGUAAUGAUCAAUAUGGAUAUUUUAAUGAUGUUAGUAAAUUAUAUUUAUUUGUUCACCUUCAUUUGUGGAAAUUGUGUUGAGUGAAAUGUAAUUUACGUUAUGCACCAUACCACAUGUUAUUAAAACAUGUAUUCAUGCACACGUACAUUAUCAAUGACAAAACAUGUUGCAAAAUGAAUCAGCCUACAUGCUUAUGUUGGAGGUAGACACUAUAUUGGUGUCAGUUGGUGUUUUGUUUCCUCUUAAAAGAUUGUAUGCGGUAAUUAUGCAGAAAUUGAUGAGUGUCCUAUUUCAGAAAUAAUUUUCGGUUUUGAGUUGUAAAUUUCUUAACAAGCAUAUAAAUUAUAUCGGAACUAUUAUAUCACAGUUUUGAAUAACGUUUUCUAGUAAAAGAAAAGGUAAUAUUUAUUUUUUCGUAAAUGGACUUGUUUUAUAAGUGUCAAAUUAAAAAUAAAUCUGAUCCUGUGUUCGUUCAUAUCCAAAUGUGUAUUAUCAUUUUAUACUUAAUACUCUAAUUCCCCAUUUUAUAACUGGUUUAUUUUACAACUUUGUAUACGUUUGUUGUACGUUAAUUAUAGAAUGCUAAAUAUGUAUGCCUUUUGGAUAUACCUGGGAUUUUUUUAACUAAAACUGCGCGUAAAAACAGUCAUUUUAACAAAUAAAGGUAAAAUUAAUUAAUUAAAAAUACAUGCAUUGCGAACUUCCAUGUAUUCCAUAUUACAUAUUUAAGUUCUACCAGGAUGGCUUUAAACAACUUUGAAUUUUAUAUUUUAAGUUAUUUUUAUGCCCCCCGAUCGAAUGAUCGAAUAUUGUUUUUGGCCUGUGCGUCUGUCAUUGUGUGUGUCUGUCCAAAAACUUAACAUUGGUCAUAACUUUUGCAAUAUUGAAGAUAACUACUUGAUAUUUGGCAUGCAUGUUUAUCUCAUGGAGCUGCACAUUUGGAGUGGUGAAAGGUCAAGGUAAAGGUCAUCAUUCAAGGUCAAAGGUCAUAUAUGUCUUUAAAGCGGCGCAAUAGGGGAAAUGUUUCACAAACACAGCUUUUGUUUGAUUUAAUGGAUUCCUCAAACACGUAUAAUCGAUCUAAUGUCAAUAAGUAGUAUAUGUAGUAUUAUCUUACCCAUGUAUAUGUGUUGAGUUUUAUGUAACAAUUUCAUAUGUAUUGAUGUUCGCAUUGUUAUUGAUGUAAUUUGACAUGCAUAUUAUUCCUGUAUGAAUAUUAGUUUUUAACCAGGUUUUCCGAAGGAAAAAACUGGUUAUUAGAUUGGAGAAUGCGAGCGGGCUGGCGGGCUGGCUGGCGGGCGGGCGGAACAAGCUUGUCCGGGCCAUAACUAUGUCGUUCAUUGUCAGAUUUUAAAAUCAUUUGGCACAUUUGUUCACCAUCAUUGGACGGUGUGUCGCGCGAAAUAAUUACGUCGAUAUCUCCAAGGUCAAGGUCACACUUUGAGUUCAACGGUCAAAAAUGGCCAUAAAUGAGCUUGUCCUGGCCAUAACUAUGUCAUUCAUUGUGAGAUUUUAAAAUCAUUUGGCACAUUUGUUCACCAUCAUGGGACGGUGUGUCGCACGAAAGAAUCACGUCAAUAUCUUCAAUGUCAAGGUCGCCACGACUAAAAAUAGAUUAAAAAAAAAAAACUAACAAAGGGGGUUAAUUUUGUUUGUUCAUUUCAAAAGUUCAGUUUGAGUUUUCUCCCUUUAUCAGAUUUUUUUUCACAAUGAAAACCUGGUUUUGUGACAAUUUUGUCCCUUGUUUAUUCAUGAUAUGAAUUUAAAUAAUUUCAUAUCAGAAAUAAAUAAUUGCUUUAACAUGUUUACUACCGAAUUAGUUUAAUCACCACACUUGUAUGAUGUUAAGUCCCUUUAUGUUGCAAUAUGAUGAGCUGUUGUGAUCACCCUGUGUCAUCGUUCGUCAUGUGUCGUCAACUUUUAGCUUGUUAUCACACAAGAGGCAACAUUUUUAUAUAUAUUCGAAAUGAAACGAUGUUAGAUGGUUUAUCUUUAAAAUAUCAAAGCUGAGUUUAAAUCUGGGUCGAAAAAAUAGGACAAAAGGUCAAAUCUUAGAAAAACCUUGUAAUCACUCUAUAUGUCAUAUUUACAACUUAAUCUUAAUGAAACUUGAUCGGAAUGUUUAUCUUAAAAAUGUAUAGGCCGAGUUGAAAUGUGUGAAAUGAACGUCUGAAAUCUAGGUAACCGGAUAUAAUCUUAUUAAAAAAGUGUUAUAACUGUAGAGGCCAUAUUUAUUUCCCAAGUGUGAUGAAACCUGAUCAGAAUGUGUACUUUGAUAGAUCGAGUGCAAUACUUGGGCAUGUGCGUCCAAAAACUAGGUCACGUUUCCAGAUCAUAGAAAAACAUUGGUAUCACUGUACAGGCCACAUUAAUGGCUCAAUCUUGAUAAAACUUGGUCAAAAAAGUAACCAUAUCAGGGCUGAAUUUAAAUCCAAGUAACGUCCUUCCAAAAUGUUACUAGGUCAACUCUUACAAAAACCUUGUCAUUUAAUUGGUUAUGACUCAUACUUGAUGAAGCUAUGUCAUAUAGUUUCGGUUACAAUAUAAAGGCUUAAUUCAUAUCUGGCUCAUAUGAAUUCAACACGUAGGUCACCAGGUCAAAUCUUAGAAAAACCUCGUUUCCUCGCUAGAUGGCACAUGCAUGGGUAAGUCCUGGAAAAUGUUUAGACGAUUGGUUUCCCUCGACCUAAGGUGAGCGCUUCAGGGCCAUCACGACCUUCUUGUUUUUGUUUUAAUACCAGAAUAACGUUUCGCUCUUCGGGAAAACAAAAUCGUAUUCAUAUAAUGCACCGUAAAUUACGUGUAAACAUCAACUGAUAUUUUUGUAGUGUCUGUCCUAAGAAUAAUUUGAUGCUUUUGCGUGUUAACUGAAACAAACUUUAACAAAAAUGGCCCUAAAACGCUUCAAAUUUUUUUAAUAGUUUUGUUCGAAUUGUGUGCAACUUCAAAUGGAGUUUAAGACAAUGAUAAUAUUGUAUGUCGGUCAGGUAAAACUCUAGAUUCUUGUGAUUACAGUUGUUAUUUUUUAUUUAAACAUUCAAUCUCAAAUCCUCAUUGUGAACUUUCGAAAACAAUGCUAUAACAACUGGAGUAACACUGUCAUGGUUUUUUGUUCACGUUGAAAACGAUUCCUGUAGCGCAAACGGAUAAAAUCAAAAAAGAUAUAUAGAUGUUAAAUAGUUGUCCUUAUCAAGAUUGUUUUUGCUUCUGUUUCACAUAAAGGGACUUACAAUUGUGCUUAUGAUAUGUGUGCCAAAAAUAUAAAAAAUGAUAAUACAUGCAUGUUCUCGUAAUUUACUUUAGUUUAUUUUUAAGUAUUUGUUUAAUUGUGUGUAUAUGAAAUUGUUAAACAACAUGUUCAAGGGGUUAAUCGAUGCCACUCUCUACCAAAUAGUAAGAUGUGCAUAGUGCUAUGAAAAUUGUACGUUUUAUUUGAAUAAAAUCGUAUAUUCUGUUUGAGACAAUACAUGAAAGUUAAGACGAAGUUUAACACAGACGUCGCACUAAAAAUGUUCUUUUCUUAGCUACAAUGUAAUAACAUAGCAUGAACUUUUCAUUUGGUGCACACCGUUACAAAUAUUUCACAUUAGUUCAAACGAACAUACACAAUUAAUUUGCAUUGGGGUUGAAGAUUUCUGUUCAUGUUUGUAUGCCAAUGAUGUUGUCUAUAAUCUACCAUCGAUAAACCCCUUUAGUGUUUGUAUAUAUAAUUUAGCUUUUGUCAUUCAUACUUAGAAGUGUACAGCUGUUCCCAUUCGGUGGUGGCGUUUGUAUUCAGAAACCACCUUGUCAGUCCGAUGUGUGUUGAGCCGUCUGUCGCGAAAUGUGUCUGUCUAUUUUCCAUGUGAACGAAUAUCAUGAUUGAAAAACAAACGCGAUAUGAUGCACAAAAUCAAGUUGGCUUUUUAUUUUAAGUCGAAAGGUCAAGACAGCAAACGUUAAUGAAAACUCAAAAGGUUUAACUGUUCGAACUUAGCAUAACCAUAAAAUCAGCAUGUGAAUGUAAACCUCUAUUUGUUACAGAAACAUAUGGGACAUUAGUUCAAUAUAUUGGAGUAUUCAUGUCAUUUAUACCUCUUAACUGCUUUACAAUUUUGUUGCGUGUGCGAUAUCUAGACAUGUAUACAAUCAUAUGAAUUCAAAUGAUCUUGUACGAAGCGUCUAAAUAAAUACCAAUACAUACGAGAGGGCUUAAAUAAAGGCAUUUUAUCUUGCAAUGAACAGUGUACCUAGAGUCGGCAUCGGAGUUCACAUCGAUCCCAUGUAGAAAUGUAUGUAUAUAUAUAGACAUGAUCAUACUGUGAUUAUAAGACUUCGUAUAUAGAUAUGUUCAUACUUACCACUAAAUUUUAAAAAAUCGCCUUUUGUCCGUCGUGCGGCGUCAACAUUUGCCUUGAUAACACUCUAGAGGCCACAUUUAUUAUCCAAUCUUCAUUAAAUUUGGUCAGAAGAUUGGUCUCAAUGAUAUAAUGAUAUCUUGGGCGAGAUUGAAAAUGGUUACGGUUGCUUGAAAAACAUGACAGCCAGGGGGCGGGGCAUUUUUCAUCAAAUGGCUAUAUAUGGCUAAAGUAAAACCUUGUAAACACUCUAGAGGCCACAUUUAUUGUCCGAUCUUCAUGAAACUUAGUCAGUAGAUUCGUAAUGAUAUCUUGGACAGGUUUAGAAAUGACUCCGGUUGGUUAAAAAACAUGGCCCCCAAGGGGAGGGGCAUAUUUUUCUUAUAUGGCUAUAGUAAAACCUUGUUAACACUCUAGAGGCCACAUUAACUGUCCGAUCAUCAUGGCACUUGAUCAGAAGAUUUGACCCAAUAAUAUAUUGGACGAGUUUAAAAAUGGUUCCGUUUGGUUGAAAAACAUGGCCGCCAUUGGGCGGGGCAUUUUUCCUUUUAUUAUAUGGCCCUAGUAAAACCAUGUUAACACCCCAGAGGCCACAUUUAUGGUCCGAUCUUCAUGAAACUUGGUCAGAACAUACGUCCCAGAGACAUCUUGAUUGAGUUCGAAAAUGAUUUUUUCUAUUGAAAAACAUGGCCGUCAGGGGGCUGGGCAUUUUUCCUUAUAUGACUGUAUAUGGCUACAAUUAAACCUAAACACUCUAGAGGUCAUAUUUAAUAUCUGAUCUUCAAGAAACUUGGUCAGAACUUGUCUCAAUUAUAUCUUGGACGAGUUCGAAAAGGUUUUGGUUGGUUGAAAAACAUGGCCGCCAGGGGCGGGGCAUUUUUCCUUAUAUAGCUAUAGUAGAAAAUUGUUAACAAUCUAAAAUUCACAUGUAUUGUCCAAUCUUCAUGAAACUUGGUCAGAACAUUUGAUCUAAUGAUAUCUUGAACGAGGUUAAACAUGGUUCCGGUUGCUUGAAAAACAUGGCCGCAAUGGUGCGGAGCAUUUUUCCUUAUACAUGUAUGGCUAUGUAUUACUAUAGUAAACCUUAUUAACACUCUAGAGGCCACAUUUAUUGUCUGAUCUUAAUUAUACUUGGCACGAUUAUUAGUCCCAAUGAUAUCUUGGUCGAGUUCGAAAAUGGUUUCAGUUGGUUGAAAAACAUGGCCGCCAGGGGGCGGGGCAUUUUUCCUUUUAUUGCUAUAGUAAAAACUUGUUAAGUCUCUAAAAGGCACAUUUAUUGUCCAAUCUUCAUAACACUUGGUCAGAAAAUUUGUUUUAAUAAUAUCUUGGAUCACUUCGAAAAUAGUUCCGGUCUGUUGAAAAACAUGGCCGCCAGGGAUCGGAGAAUUUAUCCUAAUAUGGCUAUAGUGAAACCUUGUUACCACUCUAAAAGUAACAUUUAUACAUGUAGUUCACUCUUCAUAAAACUUUGUCAGAUAAUUCUAAUGAUAUCUUUGGGCUGCACUGAGCAGAUCAGUUUCUUUGUAUCUCAAGUGAGCGCCGUUGGACCUUUCAGUCCCUCUUGUUACUAUUCUCAUGUAAGAAUAAAUAAUUUAAGAUGAAUUAUCUUGUUUACCAUGUGCAAUGAUGUACCAAAAUUCAACAGGUUAGUUUAACUUUAGCUAAAAAUGCAUUUCUUGCAAAACUAAUACUUCGAACAAGCUCUGUUUAUGUAUUAAAUAGAUUUGACUUACAGCCAACUGUAGCAUUUACAUGGAAGUCAAUAUAAUAGACUGAAUAGAAUAUAUAGGUAACGUAUAUAGUCGAUUGGUUCAAUGUUUUAAUACGCAUUAGAAGCAAAAGAAAAAAGACUCAAUAGUUUAAUUUCAACUAGAUUUGGAACUGUUUUAUCUGAAUGUCUGAUACCAUGUUUUUAUCAAUGGCUGAAUGAGACAAUAAAUAUAUUAUUCAUA